AUGAUUAGAAAGCUCCUAGGUUCCGUGGGUUACAUCAUUCAGUAUGCUUGCAUAGCACACUGUACUUUUGAAUAUGUAGGCGUUUUAGUGUUGUGCUCUGGACCUUCAAUGGAGCCUACAAUACACUCAGAUGAUGUUUUGUUAUCCGAACAUAUCAGUACUAGGUUAAAUAAUGUAAAGAGAGGUAGCAUUGUAAUAGCCAAGUGUCCUAUGAACCCCAAGCAAAAUAUAUGUAAAAGAGUUGUUGGGCUUCCUGGUGAUAGAAUUAGAGUUGGUUUUAAUAGUUAUGAGAUUGUUCCAAGAGGACAUGUUUGGUUAGAAGGUGAUAACACUACCAAUUCAACAGAUUCUAGAACAUACGGACCUGUGCCACAAGGACUAAUUCGAAACUUCUUAGACUUCGCGAAUAACUGUCAAUUGUUUUGUACGUACCUUUCAAUAACACCCUGUAUACCACAGUGCUUAAUUAGUUUACUGGUCAUCUAUAGAAUCUGUUCCAAGAUGUAA
Zophobas morio is the source of this 507-nucleotide messenger RNA. Its product is annotated as mitochondrial inner membrane protease subunit 1-like. The record is from RefSeq and is a predicted model, not a curated record. Gene Ontology annotation, molecular function: serine-type endopeptidase activity. The coding region runs from base 1 to 507 and encodes 168 amino acids. Gene Ontology annotation, cellular component: mitochondrial inner membrane peptidase complex; membrane. The transcript is spliced from 3 exons. NCBI's taxonomy places the organism in Eukaryota, Metazoa, Arthropoda, Insecta, Coleoptera, Tenebrionidae.